AUGGUGAGGUGGGAUGAAGAUGCUGAUUCAAAAAACUUCGGUCCUCUGCAACUGACACAGGUCCUCUGCAACAUUCAAGUCUUUACAAAAGUGAUGCCUUCUCUUUUUGAUCCAAAUUUUGAAGACUUUUUUAUAAACACUUCAGAUGCAUAUCAAGUCAAAUCUCUAAAACUUGAGAUCAUUUCUUCCAUUGCUACAGAUGAAUCAAUCUCAGUUAUCUUUCAAGAAUUGCAGGGUUUGAUCACAACAGAGAGAAGUGGUGUUGACCCAGCAGCUUCACCAUUUGCAAAAUCCAUUGGAGAGGUUCAAAGUAUUGGACUCCGGGAGGGAUCCGAUCUCCUUCAAGUGGUCAAAAAGGUCAAACCUCAUGUCCUUGUUGGUUUUUCUGGAGUUGGAGACUUGGAGGUAUUUUCAAUGAGCAGGUUCGGAAGCUUGUGUUUUGGAGGACUUAGCAAAAGCUAUCAAUCUGGUGCAUAUCAGGAGGGAUCUUGUGGAAAGUGGUCACGCGUUGCUAAACCAUGCUUAUCACAAUCAACAAGAAUACGAAAGGACAACAAGCUAUUGAAUGGAGUUGUGAAUUCUCAGAAGAGUCUUGAAGAUUGUAAAUACGUGUCUGGAUUGUUGGAAGAGUGGUGGGAACAACUGGGAUCAACGGUUGUUGAUUGGGUGACGGUUGAUGGGCAAAAUGUGGCGGUUUGGAAUAAUCAUGUGAAACAACUUCUUGCUUUUUAUGACAAGGAACUUUUAAUAAAUAUGAUGGAUGCACAGCCGCAACAACAAUCACUACCAUAGCCUGUGUAGAACCUUCGAGAAGAGGCUUAAAAACACUUUAUUGGAGAAGGAAUGAGACCACUUGAUACCUACCUGCAUCUGGACGGGGCUAUAUUGCAAAUCUUCAAGGAGAGGGAUAGCCACUUGGGCAGAGGAACUCCAGACAAAGUCAGAAAGGGGCGAGCUUGAAGCUUCUUAAGAGUCCUGACAAGAAACCUUAGUGGGAACAAGAGAUAAUCGGGUGAUAACAUCCUACUUUUAAUGAUAUAUGAUAUGAGUGAGGAUAGAGGAUAAGAACUGCUAUACUUGAUGUUUGGGAUAAUCCUUCUAUGAUUGGAUCAUGGAUGUUCUUUCUUUUAAAAUUUUAAUACAAGUUUUUAUAAUGUAGUAGCAACUUACCAAAUUAAUGUUUUUUGUGUGUGAGACUUGAUUUUUCUUUGAUAUUCUUUUUAUUGAAGCUUAUUAUGGUU
This is a messenger RNA of Lactuca virosa, 1241 nucleotides long. The record is from the annotation of a GenBank genome assembly. Lineage: Eukaryota; Viridiplantae; Streptophyta; Magnoliopsida; Asterales; Asteraceae.